CUAUGGACAAUUAGGUUUUAACAGGGCAAUUGAACUGAAGCUGUCCCAUCUCCAAARAAUCUCAUUGAAGUGGUUGUAGAUUCAAGCUUGUCUCAAUACUUUGGGCUAUAGGGUGAUAAAAAACUUAUUUUUCAGUUCAAGUUUCAAAAAGCUUCAUUUAGUCAUCAGUGUUUGGAAGAACAGCACGUUUAAGAGGGACCACUAUCAGGAUCUUUUUAUCUUCAUUUUAUCAUGAUUACAACUGGAAGCCAUUUUUCGCAUCUCCCAGCCAGCAGGGGGCACCAAGACGCCAUAAACUGUAAACCUCGACGGAGAAGAAGAAUGGCGUUAGCUGCUAGCUGUUGUUAGCAGAGCUCCAGGACAACGCGGCCUGCAGAAGCGGGGAACCGUGAGUGGUUCUGGCCGCUCUGAGGACCUUGUUGAGGAGCCGGUUGGAUCAGAACCAGCCGGUCCAAAAGAAGCAAAUGGUAAAACCAUAAAAGUUCGGCUGAAUCUGUAUCAGACCGACGGUGAGCCCAUGGAGACCCUCACUGAGACCCUCGCUGUGCUGCAGCCCCGCUGGAAGCGGGUCCUGGGCUGGACCGGCCCGGUUCCGCGACCCAGGCACGGACACCGGGCCGUUUCCAUCAAGGAGCUGAUGGUUGUGUUCGGAGGGGGAAACGAGGGAAUCGUGGACGAGCUCCACGUCUAUAACACAGCCACCAACCAAUGGUUCAUCCCGGCGGUGCGCGGCGACAUCCCUCCUGGCUGCGCCGCCUACGGCUUCGUGUGCGACGGGACGCGGCUGCUGGUGUUCGGAGGGAUGGUGGAGUAUGGCAAGUACAGCAACGAGCUGUAUGAGCUGCAGGUGAGUGAUGUCACUGGAGGCGGGGCUGACGGCGCCGGCCCUUCUCGCUCUGCUGCGUCACCAGCCCUUCUCGCUCCGCUGCGUCACCAGCCCUUCUCGCUCUGCUGCGUCACCUGCGACGGCCAGAUGGACUGGACUCUCCUCAGGAAAAGCUUCCAGACCGAAGUGGAGAACCUGUCGAAGUUCAGACAUCCCAACAUCGUAGACCUGCUGGGCUUCAGUGAAGGAGCCGGAGGACUGAUGUGUCUGAUCUACAGCUACAUGCAGAACCGCUCCCUGGAGGACCAGCUGCAGAACGYGCCGGGUCUCUCGUGGCCUGACCGGGUCAGCAUCGUUGAAGGAGCGGCAGCAGCUCUUCAGUUCCUGCACCGGCCGCCGUCGCAUCAGGAGCCGCUGAUCCAUGGAGACGUCAAGAGCNUGUGUGUGUGUGUGUGUGUCAGGAUGUACGUGUUCGGAGGAUGGGUCCCUCUCAUUGAGGACGACGUCAAGAUGGGGACCCAUGAGAAGGAGUGGAAGUGCACCAACAACCUGGCCUGCCUCAACCUGGAGACGAUGUGCUGGGAGACGGUUCUGAUGGACGGCGAUGAGGAGAACCUUCCCAGAGCGCGGGCCGGCCACUGCAGCGUCGCCAUCAACUCCCGCCUCUACAUCUGGAGCGGCCGCGACGGAUACCGCAAGGCCUGGAACAACCAGGUGUGCUGCAAGGACCUGUGGUACCUGGAGACAGAGUGUCCCGUGGCGCCGUCCCGGGUCCAGCUGGUCCGGGCCAACACCUCGUCCCUGGAGGUGAGCUGGGGGCCGUCCAAGACCGCCGACACSUACCUGCUGCAGCUGCAGCGGUACGACAUCCCGGCCGCACCCGGCUCCACGCCCGCUGCCGCAGCACCUGCCGGCCAUGCUGUCCCGCCGCCCGCCGCCGCCACGGCGACGCCUCCAUCAGCUGCAGCAGUCCUGAAGAUGGCGACGGCGCCCGGUGUAGCCAUGGCGACGCUUCCUGCAGGUGUUCGCCUGUCGCCGCCUGUCCAGACGCCAAUCGGCGGCAGCCCCCAGAUGAGCGGCAUGGCGGCCCUGGCGGCGGCGGCGGCGGUGACGCAGAAGAUCCCUCCGUCCUCGGCGGCCGUCCUCGGCGCCGUGAAGACUGUCAAAAACCCGGCCACGCGUCUGCUGAAGACGGCCGCCGCGCAGGUGGGCGGGGCUUCGGUAGUCCCCGCCCCCACGGCGCAGGGCCGGCCAAUCAUCACCGUGCAUAAGUCCGGCUCRGUGAUGGUCUCCCAGCAACCGCAGGUGGUCACCACUGUGGUGGGCGGAGUCACCAAGACCAUCACCAUCGUCAACAGCCCCAUUAGUCUGGCAGGAGGCGGGGCUUUGAUUGGUAACCUUGGUAACCUGGGGAAGAUGGUGUCCGUGGUCCAGACCCGCCCGGUCCAGAGCGCAGUGGUUACUGGUCAGGCUGGGAGCAGCCCAGUCACUCAGAUCCUCCAGACAAAGGGCGCGCUUCCUGCGGGAACCAUCCUGAAGCUGGUGAGCACGGCGGACGGGAAGCAGACCGCCAUCAUCAGCACGGCGCAGGCCGGCUCCAACAAGCCCGCCAUCAUCAAGACCAUCCCGCUGUCGGCUCUGCAGGGAGCAGCAGGUGGGAACAGUCCGAUCACCAUCCUGAGCUCCAAGGUGGGAACUCCAGGAACAGAGAAGUUGAUCAACGCCGUCCCCAGGAUGUCCGCCGGCCAGCAGGGGGUCACACAGGUGGUGCUGAAAGGAGCCCCCGGGGCGCCCGGUACCAUCCUCAGAACCGUCCCGAUUAGCGGAAUCAGGCUGGUGUCUCCGGCUGCCGCUGGCACCAAGCUGGUCGUCAAGGGAACCACAGGCGUCUCUGCCGCCUUGUUGGGAGGAGCCUCGCUGACCACGCCCACCGCCUCGCUGACCACGCCCACCGCCUCGUUGGCCAGCCAGGUUGCCACAGCAACCGGACCCAGACAGGUGACGCUGAUCACGACGCCCAGCGGCGCCGAGCCGCAGCCGCUGGUCCAGGACCUGCCCGUCUCCUUCAUGGCCUCCCCGACCUCAGAGGAACCCGGCGGCACCACAGGUACCACCACCACCACUAACGCCGAGGGAGACGCAGCCACAGCGGUGACCCUGGUCUGCUCCAACCCGCCCUGUGAGACUCAUGAGACCGGAACCACCAGCACCUUCACCACCGCUGGAGCCGGAGGAGUCCGACAGGUGUGCUCCAACCCGCCCUGUGAGACUCAUGAGACCGGAACCACCAACACCGCCACCACCGCUGGAGCCGGCGGAGUCCGGCAGGUGUGCUCCAACCCGCCCUGUGAGACUCAUGAGACCGGAACCACCAACACCGCCACCACCGCUACAGCUCAACAGAGUGGAGAUGGUCUCCAUGGAGACGCCACAGACUCCGCCCCCUCAUCUGAUGCUGCGGUCAGUCAGAGCGCAGCGGUUACCACAGUAACGCACGCCACGCCCACACCGGGUCCGUCUGUCCCGGAUCUCUCCUCAUUGGUUGGUGCUGAGAGGGCGGAGUCUGAAACCCUCGCCAUGGCAACAGGAGAAGAGGAGGAGCCAGCAUUGACAGACGGCCAAUCAGAGGGCAUGAUGUCAUCAGGAGCGUCGGCGCUGCAGGUUCAGAUGGCGUCCUCAGACGGAGGUCUUCCUCAGCAGCUGAUGUCAUCAGAGGGGGACGGAGGUGAGGAGAYCUCCAGGACGAUGACCUUCACGCUGACGACGGGACAGAGCCCAGACCAGAUGGCUGUUGCCUUGGCGACUGAGGGAGCAGCCAGGACCAUAGGUGAGGCCGGCCAAUCAGGCGACCAGGCUGUCCGCAUCGUUCUGACACCACAGGAGCUGGCGGCGCUGGUCCAACAGCAGCAGGAACCAGAACCAGAACACAGCAGGGUGCCCACAGAGGGGCUCGCCCCGGCCGACAGCCUGAACGACCCGACCGCAGAGAGCCACGCCUCCCAGCCCGCCGCCGCCGCCGUCAUCAGCGCCGUCGCCCGGCUGGCCAGCACAUUCAGCCCCGCCCCUCUGGUGACGGAGACCAAGAGCAUGGCUGUCGCUAUGGCGACGGAAACCACCAACGGCAUCAGAGAGACGCCUCCUGAACCGACCACUCGUAUGAAGUCGGCGCCGAAGGAGAACCCGUGGUUUGACGUCGGCAUCAUGAAGGUCACCAACGCCGUUGUGACUCAUUACUACGUUCCCUACGAUGACGACGAGCUGGAGGACGACUGCGUGGCGGCGCCGGACUACAGCCAGAUGAGGAGGGUGGAGCUUCAGCCGGGAACCGCCUACAAGUUCCGGGUGGCGGGGAUCAACAUCUGCGGCCGCGGCGCCUUCUCCGAGGUGGCGGCGUUCAAGACGUGCCUCCCCGGGUUCCCUGGAGCGCCGUGCGCCAUCAAGAUAAGCAAGAACCUGGGCGGGGCCCAGCUCACCUGGGAGCCGCCCGCCGUCACCGCGGGGAGCAUCGCAGAGUACUCUGUGUACCUGGCCAUCCAGUCCAGCCAGGCCAAGCCGCCCGGUUCUGGCCCGGCCCAGCUGGCCUUCAUGAGGGUGUACUGUGGUUCUGACCCGUGCUGCCUGGUUCAGGCCUCCACCCUGGCCAACGCGCACAUCGACUACACCACCAAGCCCGCCGUCAUCUUCCGCAUCGCCGCCCGCAACCAGAAGGGCUACGGGCCGGCCACGCAGGUCCGAUGGCUGCAAGAAACCGGUAAAGACUCCAAGCCGGCGCCAAAGAGAAGUGGAGCUUCUCAGGGAAUGUAAGAACCGGCGCCGGAUCCCAGAAUCCCACCUGACACAAAGAUGGUUGCCAACAACUCAACAUGCUCCGCCGGAACCGGAGCUCACCGAUACUGGACCUUGGUUCUGAUGGUGUCGAAGGUCCAAACCCGACCGGCAGCUGCUCCGGAGGUUCUGAAACUCCUCCAACUCAUUUCUACUCGGGUCCAGUUACAUCAGCAUCCAAUCAGACGGGCUGAUGGUUCUGAAGGUUCUGGAGCUCCUCCAUCAUACUGUGAGGUUCUGGUACAAACUCUGUUCUCCUUCAGAACCAACCCAACACAAUGUGAAGAGUCAGAACCGGCUCCCUCCCAGUCGGUUUCUGUUCCUGAUUUUAAACCAUGAAAACACCAGAACCAGAAUUUUCUUGAAUGUUGGACUGUUUGCUCAUUCGGAUCCGUUCAGUUCAGAACUGUCGAACUCCUGACCCGAUGCGGGCGGAGCUUAAAGACAACAGGUGUGUUCAGGUGACGUCCCCUGGGUCAGAACUUUGGCUUUUCUUUGAGUUCUGGUGUUUAGUGGGCGGAGCCUGAGAUGACUGAGAAGCCCUAAAGUGGGCGGAGUCUCGAAUGUGGGCGGGGCCUGGUGUAAAAAAAUUUCUUAAGCUUUAAUAAAACAAGUUUUCAGUUUUCUUUCUGUUGACGGAGGGCUCUGAUUGGUCGCUCGUGCUGAUGUUUAAUAUUCUCUGGAACAAUAAAGAUUUUUAGAGCAUUUUUA
Messenger RNA from Poecilia reticulata (guppy), 5362 nucleotides. NCBI's taxonomy places the organism in Eukaryota, Metazoa, Chordata, Actinopteri, Cyprinodontiformes, Poeciliidae. The record is from RefSeq and is a predicted model, not a curated record.